Messenger RNA from Paramecium pentaurelia, 4583 nucleotides. The record is from the annotation of a GenBank genome assembly. Lineage: Eukaryota; Ciliophora; Oligohymenophorea; Peniculida; Parameciidae.
AUGUUUAUUAAAUAACUUAAAUCAAAAAUAUAAACACGCUCUGUAUCGAAUAUUUCAGGACAUUCAAACUUAAGAUAUUCAGCUAUAAUAACUCCAUAAAGUAAUACAAUAAAUGUGAUUUGGGAUAUUAAUUAAAUUGGCCAAGAAUUAGAUUGCCAUGAUGAUCCAAUUUUGACUGAAGCUUUGCAGUUGAUUAAUAAUCAUUAAGUAAAUCAAGCAAUUUUCAUAUUAAACUAAAGUAUUAUGAAUAAUAAUAUUGUAGUGGUUUCUGAUGGGAAAAAAUAUUUGGGUUAACAAUCUCAAGUAUAAUUGAUUAUGAAAGUUAUAUUAUUGGUUGUAUCAAGUGCUAUGUCAAUUUUAGAGGAUGAUCCAGCUUCAGCAUUACUUUUGCUACUAGGUUGUGAUUAGAUGUUUAAGGGAUUGAAACCAAAAUAAUAAGGUUAUCUUAGAGUUUAGAUUCUGAAUGGAUUAGGUUGUUAUUAUAGAAGAGUUGGAUAAUUAGAAAAAGCUUUAAAAGAAUUAGAAUAUGCAUUGGCAGUGAUUAAAAAAUAUAGUUUGAAAGAGGUUGCAGUAACUCAUCUAAAUUUAUCUGUAGUAUUAUCUUUAGUGAAAGAGUAUAAUUGUAAUUAUAUUAGCAUUUAGACAUGAGGGAGCUUUAGAAAAUGCUAAGAAGGCAGUUACAGAAAGUCAUAAAGAAUAUUAAUACUAUAUAAAGAAUCAUGUAUCAAUGUAAACUUUUAAAUUUUAACGUUGUGUAAGUUCAUUGGCAAUCUCAUUUUACAAUGUUGGAGUAUAAGAAUAACAUUUUUAAAGAUAUUAAUUUGCAUUAUAGGCAUAUGCAUCAGCAUUUAAAGUAGCUGAAGAUAAUUUAGGAAUUCAUCAUUAUCUAACAAUUUAACUUAAAAAUAUAUAUGAAGAAUUUGCUAGAUAAUUAGCAAUGGCUGAAGGUUAAAAGAUUGCAAUUACUUCUUUGAAUCAUAAAUUUUAAAUUAGAUCAAAUAUUAAAAGUCAAUAUGAUUAAAAUGUUUUAAGGAAUUAACCAUUAGAUACUGUAAAAAAGGUUACUGAUAGAUUAUUUUAAUCAGAAUCAAAUAGAUUAGGAAAUUCACUUAGACCAUAAUCAGCAAUGAUGAGUUAAACACAAAAACCUAAAUUAAAAUCAUUUGAUUUUACUAGAAGAGAAGGAUAUACUAUUCAUAAAUAAAUGUCUGCUACAAAUCGUACAUUAAAUCAAUUUAGUGAAGAUAAUACAAAGUUUGAAAUUGAAAAAUUAGAAAAAACUAAGUUAUUGUAAAGUUGUAUAUAAAAUUUAUAAUCAGUAAUUAUUCAUAUUAUUAUCAGCAAGCUUAAAAAGAAUAAGAGAGAUUGAAAAGAAUUUAGGAAGAGAAAUAAAGAGAAUUAUAAAAAUUAGAAGCUUUUCGUUAUAUUAAUUAAUAAAUACAGUAAAAGAAAUAAUCAAAACACUCAAAUUAAACUUCUAGAGAGAUGAAGUAAUCAAUCGAUUAGACCAAAUAAAUUUUUAAUACAGAUCCAUAAAUUUAGGAAAUCUUAAAUGAAAGUGAACCUUAACCUUUAGUUGCUAUUUAAUAAUAGAUCAGAUCAAAUAAAACAGAAAUAGAAAUAGAAGAAAAUUUAUUGAAUAAUUAAAUUAGUACUAAUGAUAAGAAUUAAAAAAAAGAAGAAUAACAUAAAAGAUUGUCUUUUGAAACAACACUUGAAUAAAAAGGAGUUUAAGAUGAAACAAUUUAGAGUUUGAAUAGAAAAUUGGAAUUUGAAUAGGAUUCAUCACUUAAGAAUAAUUAUUUUUAAUAAAAUAUAUCAUAUAAGUAGAUUGAAGAUUUAGAAGAAAUUAAUGAAGUUAAUUAUUAAUAAAAGAAUAAAUAGAUUGUUGAAAAUUAAGUAGAAUAAAUAUUUCAAUAAAAAGUUAAAUUAUUUAAAACAGAGCAAAAAUUAUCAGGAAUUAAUUACAUUUAAAAAAUAUGGAAACAAAGUUAAAUUAAAUUGAAUUAACGAAUUCUAAAAUUAUAAUCUAAUUAUUAAUUAGUCACAGAUUAAUAAUACUCUAGAAUUAUGGAUGAUAAUAACAAUAUUCAUAAUGGUAUUUUAUUUUUAGGUUAUAAUCAUAAAGAUAUUAAUUAAUUAGAUAUUUUGUUUAUUGAUUUUUAUAUAAUAAGAAAAUCUUAGAGAAAAUCCAAAAAUAUAAAUGAAAAAUUAGUACAUAUAUUAAUAUUAAGUAUUUCAUCUAUUAUUCAAAUUACUAAAGACAUUUUAGAGAAUUUUAUAAAAUAAUUAUUACCACUUAUUCAUAUCAAUAAAUAAUCACUUAUUAUUCAAACUCAUCUGUAAGAAAUUGAAAUAAAAUUAAUGGACAAAUAAAGUUCAAUAAAAUUUGAUGUAAAAUAAUUAAAACUAUCUGAAUAUUAUCCUAAAUUUGAAGAUAGUAUUCAAAAUCUUCAAGUUCCAACUACUAUUGCUGAUAUUAAUUCAUUUAAUAUUGAUUCUAUUGUAAUUUAAAAAUCACCUUAAAUAAAUUAAGAAUUACUUUAAUAACCAUUUUAAGAUAUUCCUUUGUUUCAAGAAUAAAUUAUAUAAGAAUUAAACGUAGAGAAUUAAGAAAAGAAUAUAAAUGAAGAGUAAGAACAGCCUUCAGAAGAUUAAGAAAUUCAGUUUAGCUAGGUUCAAUAAGAAAGAAAAAAUGGAAGUGAUGAUAUGGAAAAAGGUAAUGAAACUGGAUAAUUUAAUAUUAAUAUCUAAUCCUUCUAAUAAUUAUAAUCUUAACAAGAUCUAGAUAAGCCAGAAGAAGAGAACGAGUAUUAAAAAUAAAGAUAAAAUUAACUUAAGGAAAAUAACUUAAAUUUAGAUUUUACUCUUUAAUACAAUGAAUUUAGUAUUAAUAAUUCAAUGAUGGGUGUAAUCAAUAAUGUUGAAACAGAUUAUUAAUAAUUAGAUAAUAUAAAUAAAAAUAAAGAAAAACCUUCAGUAAAUCAUACAAUUUUAGAAGAGGAAGAAGAAGAUCAGAAAGAAUAAGAUUUAAAUAAUAAUAGUGGUUAAGAUGGAACAAAAUUGAAGGAAUAUUAUGUAGAAAGCUAAUCUUUUUAAUCAAACUCAGAUGAUAAUAAUAAGGACCAAUCAAAAUAGAAUCAAGAUGAAUAAACUAAAUAAAACAGUCAAGCAUUUCCAGAUGAAAAAGCUUAAAUGAAUAUACUUCAAAUACCUUUCCAACAAAAUAAAAAUUAUAGUAAAUAAACAAGUUUACAAUUACCAGAUUUAAUGAAGGAAAUUAUUGAUUCUGAUUAAGAAAGUAAUUAUUUAAUUUUCCAUUUAGUUUCUUUAAUAAAUCCAUAUAGUUAUGAUAAUGUAGGUAUAAUUAAUGGAAUUAAUAAAAUAAAUGGAAAACUAAUAUUUAUUCAUAUUCUAAUCAAUAAAGAAUAAUAAUUAUUUUAAGCAAAGGCAGAAAUAGAAAAUAUAAAAAUUAAGCCAACUUAUUUUAAAGUUGAAAAUGUAGAGAAAACACUAAAGAAGCCAUAAAAAUAUUUAAAAGGAUUUCUUGUUAAUUGGAAAAAUUAAUUUUUUUUAAAGGUUUAUUCAAAAACACAUGAAAAUGCAGUUCUUAAACUUCAAAAAAAAUUCAAAUUUGAUCAUUAUAGAAGACAUAUAACAUUUAAAUUAGCUAAAACUGAUAUUUAAGGUAUAUUAGAUGUAGGUUCCAGAAAUUAAAUAAUAUAUUUAGCAAUUGAAACAAAAUCCACCUAGCAAAGAUAUUCUUAUACAUUUAUAAAUGAAAACUAUAGUCAAUUUGUUAAUAAAAUAUCUUCUAGAAUUAUAAAUAAUCUUAGAUUUUCAGAAGAAAAGGGAAUCUAUUUAUUUUAGGAAAACUAACUUAGAAUUUUAGCUUAGAAUCUAUAAGGUAAAUUCUUUUGUAAUUUAAGCUAAAAUUUUUAAAUUGGUAAAAUCAUAAACUGCUUAUGAAUUCAUAGGAUUUGAUGUUUUGAAAGGAAUUUAUGAUUCAAUGAAUAAAAAAAUAAUUAUUGAAAGUGACAAUAAAAAGACUUUGUUUACUUAGGUUGAUAUUCCUAAAUCAAUAUAAGAAGAUCAACUCACUUAAUUUUCUAAAAAUUUAUUAAAUCGAGUAUUUCUAUAUUUCAAUCUCUAUUUAGUCUUAUAUCAUUCAAAGAGAUAAUCAAAAUUGUGUAGUUUAUUAUAAGGAGAAGGAUGAAGAAUAAGUUAAACAAAUAUAAAAUGCAAUCUUUAAAUAUUAAACAAUAAGAACUUUAAAAAUAAAUUAUUAUUAAAUUUAGGAAGGACAAAUAAUCAAAAGAGAAAUAGUUUUCGAAUUAUAAAGAAAAAUUAAAAGGAUUUUUGGUAUUAAAUACUUAGAGAAUUUUUAUGUAAUUGGUAAAUUAAAUGAUAAGGAGAUUAAAAAUUUGAUUUUAAACUUUAAGAAAAUAAUAAGUACAUUCUUAGAAUAAGUAAAUAAUGAAAUUAAAAUUGAUAUAAAUUCUAUUAAAGAAUUUUUAAAUUAAGAAGGGUAAUUUGUAUAAUUAUUGAGAAUGGAUUUAAAAGAUAUUAUUUAUUAAUUAUGA